GCCACACCCUGCUUAAGCUCCUAGCAGGCUCUGCUGUGCUGAAAUUUACACGCAGCUGUUGCGACGUGUGUAGAAACUGUGUCACCCUCUCCGUUAUAUUAGAGUAGGGGUGAAUGAGACAGACAUGAAUGGUGGUUUUUACUUUUUAAAUUUUAAGAUAUUUAGAAGUGAAUGAGCUGGGCUAAUACUCGGAAGCUAUGGAGCUGGAAAGAGUAAUCCUAGUGAGCCAGUGUUUUUCCUAUAUUCUUUCUGUGCUAGGAGGCUUACUGGUGGUCAUACCGCUGGCUCUGAAUGGGAGCCAUUUCAAAGGGAGAUGUCUGCUAUUUACACAGGGAUUCUGGAAGCAGGAAAAUGGGACAGGGGCUGAUGAGAUUAAUUCUAGCAUGGAAGAUUCCAUAGCAUCUCCCAGACUGGUGGUACAACAGUGGGGUCCAUUAGCUGCCUGCCAGUUUACCACCUUUGUGGCUGUCUUUACUGUGCUGUUUGGAGCCGUGCAAACCUGGAGGAGCCUGUUCUACCUACAUAAGGGGCAUGAUGACACAUUUUUCUCUGCCUUCCUCACUUUACUACUCAGCAUCUCUUUUUUUGUCCUCGCUGUUGUGGCCAGCAUGUUGGUGACUAUUGGUUUUCAGUCCUGGUGCAGGACUGUCACUGACCAAGGAGACUUGCUAAUAAGCCACAGUUGUGAAGAUGCUCAGUAUACCAACUUGCAGCUAGAUGUGGACACCUCAGCGUUUUACACACAGUUUGGAAUUGCACAGUUUGGCCUCUGGUGCAUCAGUGUACUGUGGAUUUCCCUAGCCAUCCUUUCAUUUCUGAAGGUUUAUCGAAAUUACAAGCAUCAGGAACUAGGGCAUUGUCUUGCCAGGGAAAAAGAAUUGCUGCUGGAUCGAUCAUGUCGAACUCGAGUCUCUUCACCACAGAAACAACAACAAGAAGAAGAACAGAGACGAGCUCCCAGUGUUUUUAUCUGAAAUGGCAUGCACCUCACAAAACAGCUCCUUUAAUGACUUCUGUGAAUCUUGUAUUACAAACUUUCUUUAAUGAUUCGAUAUCCACUUAAAUAAUUUAUUUUACAUAGCAACCUUUUAUUGUGACUCUCAUCCUAGGUUACCUUACAAGAACACAGCUGCACUACAGCGGUUUCUAUAUAAUUUUUUGUUUACAGUUUUAGCACAGGCAGGUAAGGUGACUCAGGGUCAUCAUGUAAAUCAAUGGCAGACGCUGAUCCAAUACCUUUGUGUACAUGACAAUGAAUGUGUUAUAGUAAAAUGUGCAAGGUGGUGACAAUUAUGGAAGUAUUUUCGUCUGCAGUAAUUGUUUGUACUAUUGUCCUCGCAAGGUGUUAGCAAACAAGCAUCACUACAUACUUUUUAAGCAGCUAUUUUAAACUGACUCAGUUAAUCUUCCUAGUCUUGGCAACUGCUUUAAUUGCACACAGAUCCUAAUCAUGAUAUAAAUAUAGUACUGUACUUUAAGUUCAUUAACUGGCAGUAAUUACAGUCUUAAUCAGACAAUUCUAUACAGGUGCCGGUCAUAAAAUUUAGAAUAUCAUGACAAAGUUGAUUUAUUUCAGUAAUUC
Polypterus senegalus (gray bichir) is the source of this 1582-nucleotide messenger RNA. RefSeq lists its product as uncharacterized. Lineage: Eukaryota; Metazoa; Chordata; Cladistia; Polypteriformes; Polypteridae. The transcript has 4 exons. The record is from RefSeq and is a predicted model, not a curated record. Bases 198 to 974 code for a protein of 258 amino acids.